Messenger RNA from Cavia porcellus (domestic guinea pig), 38798 nucleotides. RefSeq names its product phosphatidylinositol glycan anchor biosynthesis class G (EMM blood group) (gene Pigg). Lineage: Eukaryota; Metazoa; Chordata; Mammalia; Rodentia; Caviidae. Gene Ontology annotation, biological process: GPI anchor biosynthetic process. The record is from RefSeq and is a predicted model, not a curated record. The coding region runs from base 167 to 3142 and encodes 991 amino acids. Gene Ontology annotation, cellular component: endoplasmic reticulum membrane. The transcript has 13 exons.
UCCGGCGCGCAGGCGGAGGUGACGCCGAGGGCGGGCGCUCUUGGUUACCCAGUCGUGGGCUUCAGGUCUGAGGCUGAGUUCCAAAUCUGGACUAGCAGCUGAAGCUGCAGCUAGGCGAGGGUGCAGGUGAAGUCCUCACACGCGGUCUCUCCGGUGAGCAGACGCUAUGCGGCUGGGCUCCGGGGCCUUCGCCGCCAGUUGCGUGGCGAUCGAGGUGCUCGGGGUCGCGAUCUUCCUUCGCGGAUUCUUCCCGGCUUCGGUUCGUUCCUCUUCUCGGACGGGGCAUCAAGCAGAACCCCCGGCGCCCGAGCCCCUAGCCGGAGCCAAUUCUAACUGGACUAAGUUGCCACUGCCUCUCUUCAGUAAAGCUGUCAUUGUGCUGAUAGAUGCCUUGCGAGAUGAUUUUGUGUUUGGAUCAAAAGGUGCAAGGUAUAUGCCUUUUACAACUUAUCUCAUGGGAAAAGGUCCAUCUCACAGUUUUGUGGCUGAAGCAAAGCCACCCACAGUUACUAUGCCUCGAAUCAAGGCACUGAUGACAGGGAGUCUCCCUGGCUUUGUUGAUGUUAUCAGAAACCUCAAUUCUCCUGCACUGCUAGAAGACAAUGUGAUAAGACAGGCAAAAGCAGCCGGCAAGAGAAUGAUCUUUUAUGGAGAUGAAACAUGGCUUAAGUUAUUUCCAAAGCAUUUUGUGGAAUAUGAUGGAACAACCUCAUUUUUUGUGUCAGACUAUACAGAGGUGGAUAAUAAUGUUACAAGGCAUUUGGAAAAAGUAUUAAAAAGAGGAGAUUGGGACAUGUUAAUCCUCCACUACCUAGGGCUGGAUCACAUUGGCCAUGUUUCGGGGCCUGAUAGCCCUCUGAUUGGGCACAAGCUCCGAGAGAUGGAUAGCAUCCUGAUGAAGAUUUACACUGCGCUGCUGACCAAGGAGAGAGAGACUCUUUCACCCAAUUUGCUGGUUCUUUGUGGUGACCAUGGCAUGUCUGAGACAGGGAGUCAUGGGGCCGCCUCAGCAGAGGAAGUGAGGACACCCUUGGUCCUAAUCAGCUCUGCAUUUGAGAGGAAACCUGGUGACAUCCGAUACCCAACACAGGUCCAGCAGACAGAUUUGGCUGCAACACUUGCGAUAGGGCUUGGUUUGCCAAUUCCAAAGGACAGCAUUGGAAGUCUUUUAUUUCCAGUUGUAGAAAGAAGACCAAUGAGAGAACAACUGAGAUUUUUACAUCUAAAUGCAGUACAGCUUAGUAGAUUGUUGCAAGAGAAUGUUCCAUCAUAUGAAAAAGAUCCUGGAUUUGAGCAGUUUAUGAUGGCAGAAAGGCUCCAUGGGAACUGGGUGAGGCUACACUUGGAGGAGGACCAUUCUGGUGCCCUUUUCAACCUGGGGACCAAAGUGGCCAGACAGUAUCUGGGUGCGCUGAGGACCCUGAGCCUGGCACUGAGCAUGCAUGUGGCUCAGUAUGAUGUCUACUCCAUGGCAGUGGGGACCAUCAUUGUUUUGGAGGCUCUCACCCUGCUCCUCCUUAGCACUCCACAGGUGCUGCACAGAAGGGCUGAGCUAGAAGUGCCACUGUCACCUGCCAUGUUUUCUCUGCUCUUCUACCUGAUGUUCCUGAUCCUGUCAGCCAUCCAUGUAGUAGUGUGCACCUCAGUGGAGAGCUCCUGCUACCUCUGCAGCCUCCCGUGGCUGGCAGCUGGGGGCGUGAUGGUGCUGGUUUCUGCACUGCUUUGUGUGAUUGCAUCUGCUCUUGCCAGGAUGGUCAUGGACAGCACUCUCCCAUGGAAGAGUGCAGCCCGCCCCUGCUCAGGAUGGUCGGAAGUGGGCCUCCUCCUCCUGCUUGGCACAGUUGGCCACGUCCUGAGCCUGGGAGCCAGUAGCUUUGUGGAAGAAGAACACCAAACCUGGUACUUCCUGGUCAAUACACUAUGUCUGGCUCUGAGCCAGGAAACCUGCCGGAGCUACUUCCUGAAAGAUGACAGCGAACUGCAGCACCGUUUCCACACACAGCCAGGGACUGUGGGUGCCACUUGCAUCCAACAGGACUGCGUAGCCUGCGAAGCCCCCAAGGCUGGCCAGGCGGGUAAAGGGCCUUGCCCCUCUGGAGCACUCAGAGGUCAUACCCACUGGGCAGUGCUGGCUGGUCCAUGGCUGGUGCUGGCUUUUUGCCGACUGCUAAGGUCCUUGAACCACACAGGGGUCCAGGGAGCUCACCGGCCGGACUUCGGCCACUGGCUCACCAGCUCUAGUCACAAAAUGGAGCUCUCCUGCCUGGCUGCCCUGUCCUUGCUUAUGAUUUUCAUAUUGGUUCAAAGAGAAUGCUCCCUCAUGUCCAAGGUGGCCCUGGCACUAGGGCUGGUGGGUAUCUUCUGCUAUCGGGCAGCUAUUGGGAAUUUGCUGUUCCCAUGGCAACCAGCCAACAAAGGCAUUUCAAAGGGUAUUCUUGAAGCUCGUUUUGUUUAUGUCUUUGUCCUUGGCAUUCUGUUCACGGGCACCAAAGACUUGCUUAAAUCUCAAGUCAUUGCUGCAGACUUCAAAGUCACGACUGUAGGUUUGUGGGAACUAUAUAGUGGAUUAGUUCUUCUGGCAGCAUUGCUCUUAAGACCACAUAAUCUUCCGGUAUUAGCAUUUAGCCUCUUGAUCCAGACCAUCAUGACUAAAUUCAUCUGGAAGCCUCUGAAACACAAUGUAGCUGAGAUAACUGUAAUGCAUUACUGGUUUGGUCAAGCAUUCUUCUAUUUUCAGGGAAACUCCAACAAUAUAGCCACCAUUGAUAUCUCAGCGGGCUUUGUGGGUUUAGACACCUACAUGGAAAUUCCAGCCACAUUCCUGACAGUGUUUGGGACGUAUGUGGGACCUGUGCUGUGGGCUGCCCAUCUGGCACAUUUCCUGAGUGCAGAAGCAAGCAGUGAUUCAGCAAUGGACCGUGCUUGCUUCUGCUAUGUGCUGAUUUGUUCUGUUCCCGUUGCUACAUACAUCAUUUUGGUGACAUCCCUGCGUUAUCACCUGUUCAUAUGGAGUGUAUUUUCUCCAAAACUUCUCUACGAGGGAAUGCAUCUGCUUAUCACAGCCACCCUCUGUGUGCUCUUCACAGCCACAAAUCAGGCCAGCCACACAAGGGCCUGGAUGAAGAUGAAUGCUGGAAAAUAACAAGCUUUUAAAGUUUGCUGUUUGAAUCAUGGAUUUGAGUAUUGAAGCAUCUAUUCAAUGCAAGAUCAUUUUUAAGAAAUGAAUCCUAUGAAGUUGAUAAACAGCUUCAGUUGAACUUGAAUUUAAUUAAACAGUAAGUAGUUUAAUAAAAGAUUACUUCAAAAUACAGAAUGUAUUGUAUUUUCCCGAUUGAUCAUCUUAGAAACUUCUGAAAUUUUAAGUUCUUCUAGAUAAGUUAUAUGUUUAAGUCAUAAACAAAAGGAUUGAUCUUUGUCUUGGAGUGUGGGAUCUCAGCAAGGUACAGGAGCCCUGUGGGGAGAGGGACAGAUUUAAUCCACCAAGCCCAGGUACUUUUGUAUAUGAGAUGUGCUUGUUAGUGUUGCUGGCAUUUGGAAUGAAAACUAAGUCAAUUCAAAGAAAUUAUUCAUUUGAAAAUAAUCUAUUGUGUGUUAAUAUAACAUUUUUAAGAAAAAUAACUUUUCCAAAACAAAAAUAUUUAGUGAGAAUGUAUUGUCAUACAGUUUUGUUUGUUUUGUUUUGGUAUCGGGGAGCAAACUCACGACCUCAUGCUUGCAAAGCAGGUGCUUAUGCUGCUGAGCUAAAUCUCCAGCCCUGUCAUACAUUUUUGUAAAUCUGUUUAGCAUUAGGCUCAAUAGAAAACAGUUGGAUCUGCAUUUAAUCUGUUGUAACUUACGCUUGGUUAAAAAACAAGAAGCAGGGCCAGGGAUUUAGCUCAGCGGCAUAAGUGCCUGCCUGGCAAGCGUAAGGUCAUAUGUUUGCUCCCAAGUACCAAAAAAAAGUACAAAAAGCCAGCCUAUACAGACCUCUGGGUGGAACAAAAGCAGAGUGUCUGCAUUUAUUGUGGGUCUUCUGUUCUGAUACAAUACUUGGUCAUCCUUCUGUUCCCAGUUACAAGCUUUCUAUGGAAUUACCAUCAUGAUUUGUGAUGUGUAUGUUUCGUUCUGUAAUUUACACAAUUGAUUGGUUUUGCUUCUGAAGAAAAUGACCCAUAGCCCACCCUUGAUCCUUCCCACAGCUGAGUUCUUUGAAUUCUUCACUUUCUUUCCUCUGCUUGCAGGAUGAAUUUUAUGCCCUAAUAAUUUUGGCAGAAAAGGCUCAAGAUCCUGAGUCCCUGAAUGUUCUUUAACAUUCUCCUAGCAAAGUGGCCAGGUCAGCAGCUUUUCCCCUGGGAACAUGGGAACUGCUGUUCUCCAUCAUCACCUGUGGCUGUGCAUGAUUCAAGAUCAGACUGAGCUCCUCUCUCACACGUGACUUACUUUACUGUUUCUCCUUUCUUCUUCUCUCUGUCCCUUCCCUCUUUGCCGUACUUCUUUCAUCUUUGUCUUUGCAGAUCUUACUUUAUCCUUCCUCUCUGUUGUUUUCUGUGUAGUCAUUGUUUUUCUUUCCAUUCAAAAAUUUCCAAUGAAAGUAUUUCUUAAUAUACAGAUAGUUAAUACCUAAUUUACAAAUAUGUAAGAUUUUUAUCAUUUUGUAAAAUUGUUCUUUUUUCUCUUAAUCACAGCAUAUCUCCCACUUAACAUCAACAUUGCAUUAUGAAAAUCUGUGAUUUCUUGCUAAGACACUUUCUGGUCCUCUAUUUCCCAUUAUUUUAAAUGGAAGCUGGAAUAAUCUGUUGAUGCAAUAUGUCUUUUUCCGAAAGUGUAACCAAACAGCAAAACACGUUAGCUUACAAACUCUUAGAAAGGUCUGUGCUAAUCACAGACAGUGCCAGUGGUGACAAACAGGACUUCCAUGCACCACUUGAAUCUGUUGGUACCUUUCAGUGUCUAAAGACAUAGAAGUCUGUUCGUUACAUUUGUAAAGCAACAAGAGAGUUUUCCCACUUAUAUAUAUUGUUGUUAAAGAUAACAUUUAUUGAGUUUUAGGGAAAGAUACAUGCAACCUAUGAAUUUACAUGUUAGAAAGGCCUUAAUCUUUUUAUUUUUAAAUUGUAUUUUAAAGAGACUAAAAAGAUAAACAGUGAAACUGAGUAUCAAAACAAGUUAGUGGGACAGUUAAAACAGUUGAUACAUUGCAUAUUGUUGUCUUCAUAGUAGUUAUAUAAAGCCUCUUCAAGAUAGGCAUUAUAUCUUGUCUAAACAAUAUUAACAUAAAACAUUCUUUUCAAGGAGCAAAUAGAAACCAGCUGUGUAAUUAUCCUAACUGACUUGCAUAUAUAUAUAUAUUUUUUUCCCUUUCUUCCUUUCCCAUUUCCCAGUUUGUCUUUUCUUUUGAACAGUUUUGUUCCAUUUCACAGUAUCUAUUGUACAUUUCAAAUCCUAUUUACUUACUCAGUUUCUCACACUACUGAGACAAUACAAUUUUUACACAGAUGGGUCCAAUUAAUUUCACUUACGAGUAUAGUCUUGAGUUGCAUCCAUUUAUCUAUAAGAGUCUUCAGUUUAUCCUUCUUUAUAGCAGAGUAGUAUAAAAAGACCACAGCUUUUUAUCCGUUCCAUGAUUAUGAGCAUUUGGAUUGUUUCCAAGAUUUAGCUAUUACAAAUUGUGCUGCUAUAAACAUGGGGGUCCAUAUAUCGCUGCAUAUGAUGUUUUUAAUUCUUCUAGGAAAAUAUCCACAAGGAGACUAGCUGAGUCAAAUGGGACUUCAAAUCUUAGUUUUUUGAGGAAUCUCCACACUGAUUUCCACAUUGCUUAUACCAAUCUGUACUCCCACCAACAGUGGAAAAGGGUUCCUUUUUCCUCAUCACACCUCCAGCAUUUGUUAUUGGUUGAUUUCUUGAUGAAGCCAUUCUUUCUGGAGAGAGAUAGAAACUUAGUGUUUAAUUUGCAUUUCUCAAAUGACCAGUGAUGUUGAAUAUUUUUUUCAAAUAAUUAUGUCCCAUUUGUAUUUCUUCAUCUGAGAAGUGCAUAUCCAUCUCAGAUGUACAUUUUUGAAUUAGGUCUUUAAAUUUGGGGAGUCUGAUUUUUUUUCAGUUCUUUGUAUGUUAAAAAUAGAAGUUCUUUGUCUGAGGGACAAUUGGCUAAAACUUUUUCCCACUUUAUGGUUUUUCUUUUCACUCUGUUGGUGAUUUCUUUUGAUGUGAAAAGCUUUUUAAUGAGAUGAGAUCCCAGUUAUUGAUUCUUUGAGGUACUUUCCAUGCGAUUUGGGUUUUGUUCAUGAAGUCUUGGCCUAUACCUUCUUUCUACUUUCUUUUCUAGUAGAUUUAGUGUUUGUCUUAAUAUUUGGGUCCUUGAUCCAUUUUGACUUUAGUGCAUAGUGGUAGAGAUGAUCUAGUUCUAGUCUUUGGCAUUGUCAUGAUUUGUAUUUGGUUGUCCCCUCAAAGCCUCAAGAAGUCAUGGGGGCAGUCUUCUAGAGUUUGUGAUUGAUUCAUUGUCCAGUGCUGGGAUUAUGGAUAUGAAUGCUACACUAGCUCUAGUGUGACUAGUCUUCAUACAGUAUAAGGCACAGGAAGAGUCUUCUCUCACACUCCUCCCUUUUUGCUCUUGUUGCUUUUGCUGUCUUCCCUCAUCAUGAAGGUUGCCCAUGCCAUGUGCCCCCUCCCUUAGAGUUAGCUCAUUAUGGAUGAAAUCUCCACAAACUGUGAGCUAAAUAAGUUUCCCCUUCUUUAACUAUGAGUGUCUGAUAUUUUGUCCCACCAAUGGAGAAAAAAAAAAAAAAAAAAAACAAGACAGGCAUAUAGAGAACCAGUUUGUCUAGAACCAUUUAUUAAAGAGGCUAUUUUUCUCCCAGUGAACAUGUUUGGACCCUUUGUCAAAAAUAAGGCUUAGUGUCUUUGUAGUUGUGUCUGCAUUUUCUAAGCUGUUCCACCAACCCUCAGGUCUGUUUUUUUGCUUGCUUUUGCCAGUACCAUGCUGAUUUUAUCACAGUAGUUUUAUAGUAUAAUUUCAAGUCGGGGAUUACGAUGUCUCCUGCCUUGCCUUUGUUGCCCAGAAUUGCUUUGCUAUUCUAGGUCUUCUCUUGUUCCAAAUGAAUUUUAGAAAUAUUUUCUCUAGUUCUGUAAGGUAUAUUAAUGGUAUUUUGAUCAGGAUGCAUUAAAUUUGUAUAACAAUUUUGAGUGUAUGGCCAUUUUCACUGUGUUGGGUCUUCCUACCCAUGAGCAAAGGAUACCUUUCCAUUUUCUGAUACCCUCUUGAAUCUCCUUUUUUAGAGUUCUGUAAUUUUCAUUGUAUAGUCUUUUACUUCCUUUGUUAGAUUGAUUGCUAAGUUUCAUUCUUUUGGAUGUUAUUGCAAAGGAUAUGGUUCCCCUAAUUUCUCUCUCAGAGAGUUUAUUGUUUGUAUACAGGAAUGCUAUUGAUUUUUGAGUGUUGACUUUGUAUCCAGUUAUGCUACUAAAUUUGGUUAUUAAAUCUUAAGGUUUUUUGAUGGAGUUUUUGGGGUCUUCUAUGUAGAGUAUCAUACAUCUGCAAAUAAUGAUAAUUUAACUUUCCUUUCCUUUUUUAUUCCUUUUAUUUUUCUCUAAUUGCUCUAGCCAGUGUUUCCAGAACUAUACUGAAUAGGAGUGGUCAUAGUGAGCAUAAUUGUCUUGUUCCUGAUUUUAGAGCAAAAGUUUUCAGUUUUUGUCUUAGUAUGAUGUUGGUUGUUGGUUUCUCAUAGAUGGCUUUUAUCAGAUUGAAGUAAAAACCAUGUAUUCUUACUUUAUGUACAGUUUUUAUCAUGAAUGAGUGUUGAACUUUAUCAAAAGCCUUUUCUACGUAUAUUGAGAUGAUCAUGUGAUUUUUACCUUUAACUCUGUUGAUCUGGUGUAUUGCACUUAUUGAUUUGCAUAUAUUGAACCAUCCCUGCAUUCCUGAGAUAAAUCCCACUUGGUCGUGGUGCAUAAUCUUCUUGAUGAUUUGCUCCAUUCUGUUUGCUAAUGUUUUAUUGAGGAUUUUGGCAUCUAUGUUCAUUAGGGGAAAUUGGUCUAUAGCUCUCUUUUUUCGUUGGGUCUUUCUUUGGUUUUGGUAUCAGAAUAAUACUUGGUUCCAGGAAUGAGUUAGGGAGUUUGCUUCCCUUUCAGUUUUAUUAAAAAGUUUGAGGAGUAUUGACAUUAAAUCUUCCAUAAAUUUCUUAAUAGAAUUCAGCAGUGAAUCCAUCAGGACCUGGGCUUUUCUUGGUUGGCAAGUUUCUGAUUAUGUUUUCAAUUUCAUUAACUGAUAUUAGAUUAUUCAAAAUUUUUAUAUGUUCUUGAUCUAGUUUUAAAUUGGCUUUUUUUUGUUACUGAGUUGUGUAAAUUCUUAUAUAUUGAGGAUUGAAGUUCUUUUUCAGGGAUUUUGUGGCUAUUUUCUCUCAAUCUGUGUUUUUUUAUUGGUUUUCAGUGGUGUCUCUGAUGAACAAUUUUUUAAUUAGACAGAAAUCUAAUUUACCAGUCAUUUCUCUUAUGGUUAUUGCUUUCCGUGGAUUUUCUAAGAAAUCUUUAUUCAAUUAACAAAGGUGUUUUUUCUAAAAGUUUUAGUUAAGCCAGGAAUGUUGAUGCUGUAAUCCCAGCACUCAGGAGGCAGAGGCAGGAGGAUUUUUGCAAGUUAGCAUCCAACCUGGGCUACAAAGUGAGUUCAAGGUCAGCCUGAACUGUAUCAUGAAACCCUGUCUCAAAAAGACAAAAAAAAAAGUUUUAAUUGUAACUUUUGUGUGUACUUACUUGUCUCAUGUUGGUCUCUGUGGCUUAAGUUCUUUUCCCUUUUCUUUUUUUCUCUCUUCCCCUUUAAAGUAGAUAACCAUCUAUUUUGGUACUAUUUGAUGAAGAUGAUUUUGCUUUCUCAUUGAACUGUUUUGGGUUUUUUGUCAAAAAUGAGUUGCUGGAAUAAGUGUGGGUCUAAUGGGUCCUCUUUGUCUUUAUACUAGAUGCAAACUAUUGUGAUCACUGUGUGUGUGUGUGUGUGUGUGUGUGUGUGUGUGUGUGUAUGUGUGUGUGUGUGUCUUUUUUAGACAGGGUCUCAUGAUACAGUUCAGGCUGGUCUUGAACAUGCAACCACCCUCCAGCCUCAUCCUCCCAAGUGCUGAAAUUAUAAGGGUGCACUACCAUGUCCGGCUGUGUCUGUAUAUUAAAUCUUAAAAUCAGAUAGUACAAGUCUUUCAACUCCAUUCUUUUUUUUUUUUCAAGUUUAUUUUGAUAUCCUAGGUGUAGUGGAUUAGUAACUGAUGGUUAACUUAAACACCAGCUGAAUUGAAUCAGCAUGGUGCUGAGCAUCAAUGGCCCACCCAAAGACUGUUACCAGCAUAAAAAGGAGACCUGGAGAGGAAUAAAAAUAUUAAGGGUUCUCCUAAGUGUUGUCGUACUCAGCUGUUAUCAUUGGAGGAGCUGAGGACCUCACUGUCAUUGAGAAUGGCUGUGGUACUUUUGUGGGGAGCCCUGGUCCUUAUUUUGAGCAUUGCUUCUUGUUUCUAGUACAGAAUGCUCAACCUGCUAGCACAGAUUUUCACCCUGCUGGCAUUCAAGCUUCCACUACUUCCAAGACUUUCUAGCUUCCACUGUUGACCUUUGGGCCUUCCCAGCACAGACUCAUGGGGUAGACUUGCAUGGUCAUUGUCAUAGACUCUAGAUUUUCAACUGAACUCGUGCAAGUUAUUGCCAUGGAAUCUAGGCCUUCUGCUGGGUUUUCUAGGACUUUAGUGUUGUGGACAGAUUUCCUGUACUUUCUUUGUAUUUAAUUCUGGGUGACCAUUAUAAAUAAUACUAUAAAUUAUGUGUCCUGUAUGUAAUUGUUUUUCUUGCAACCCCUGACUGCAGUACGAGGUCCUUUGAAUUCUCACAUACAUUUUACAAUCAGUUUAUCAAAUUCUGUGUAUAAAACUUGCCGAAUUAUAGCUGGGAUUGCAUGAAAUCCAUGGGUAAAUUUGGAGGAGUAGAUGCCUACAAUGUUAAAUUUCAUACUGUAACCAUAGCACAGCCUCUGUAUGCAGAUCUUCUAUAGUAUCUCUCAGUGAUGUUCAUCAUUUCCAGUACAGAGCUCUGCAAGUUCUGCAUUAAAUUUAAUCUUAGAAUUUUUUUCUGGUAUUGUCUGAUGUUGUAGAUGCAUUUUUAAAUUCUAUUUCCCAAUAGUUUAUUGAUAGAAUAUAAGAAUAUAGUUGACUUUUGUUUAUAAUGACCUUGUAUCCUGAGACCUUGCUAAAACUCACUGAGAUUUCUAGUUAGUUUUGAUGGUUCCUUGGGAUUUUCUACGUAAACAACCAUGUCAUCUGUGAACAGGAACAUUUUCACUCUGUCCUUCUGGGUUUUGGGGCUUCAUAUUUAUUUUUUUUGUCUUACUGUACUGCACCAACCUCCAGGACAGUGUCGAGACUAGUGCCGAGGGUAGACCUUCUUGCCAACUUCUGUCUUAGAGCAGGUGUAUUGAGUGUUUCUCUACUACUAUGAUCUCAGGACUUUCAAAGCUGCCUUUAUCAGGAUGAGAAAGUCUCUUGUCGUAGUUUGCUGAUUUUCAGUUUGUUUUUUAUCAUAAGCCGGUAUUUACUUUUGUCAACUUUUUUCUGUAUCUGUUAAGUUGAUGACAUGACAUUUCUUCUUUAUUAAUAUUGUUAAAUAUAUUGAUACCAAAGGUUCUGUAACAUAAAAGAAUGUUUCAAACUGUUAAAGAUGUGAGCCAGGCUAUAACCAGCUCAGAUCUGGAGGCAGAGGCCAGCCCCACCACUAUACAAAUGCCAGCUGCUACCAGAGAGGCUUUCCACCACUGGUAGCCAGUGCAGGCUGGAAAAAACAGUAGCCAGUCCCAUACUAGUGCACCCAGUGGCCACUGUCAGAUACUGGUAGCCAGCACUGACCAGGAGAAUCAGUCAUGCUUAGGAAAAAUUAUAGCUAAUGUGGAAAGUGCCUGGGACCCCACUACUUGCUUGUCCAGAAGAACCCAAGAAAAUGUCAAGAUGAAGAAGCAAAAGGCAGUCUCUGGCCUCCAACCCAAGUAGAGAACAGAAAUACUAUCUCAGGUAACAUAAGAAAUGAAAAGCAAUAAAAGAAUUGCUAAGCACUUCUAAAAAAGACAUAGAUAAAAAAAAUAGAUGAGCAUAGAAAAUGAUGGAAACCUUAAAUGAACAAUACAGGAAAGAACUACAAGACAUGAAACAUUCAAAGAGGUACCCAGGAAUUUUAAAAUUUCAUUGAACGCUAGCAAAACUGCUUGAAAGAAAAUGAAUUUUAAAAUUUCAUUGAAAGCUAGCAAAAGUGCUUGAAAGAAAAUGAAUUUUAAAAUUUCAUUGAAAGUUAACAAAACUGCUUGAAAGAAAAUGAAGUUAGACUUUCAGACCUUGAAGACAGGAUUGCAGCUUGUGAUCAUGAAAGGAAAGAUCUCUUAAAAAUAACAAAGAACCAGGAAAUAACAAUUCAACAGAUGUAAGAUGAUACAAAGAAAAAUAAUUUAAGGAUAAUAAGGGUCAACAAAAAUGACACAAAAAGACUAUUUACAGAAAAUAGUCUAUUUACAGAAAAAAGACUAUAACAGAAAACUUCCCAAGCAUGGGAAAAGGAACUGACAUACAGAUAAGUGAGGCAUAGAGAACUCCAACUAGCUAUAACCAAAAUAAAUCUACACCUAACAUGUAAUAAUCAGGAUCCCAGAAAUUCAGCACAAGAACAGACUUUUAAAGGGUGAUAAAGAAAAGAAACAUAUCACCUAUACAGAGAAUUCCAUCAGAAUCACAGCAGACUUCUCAACACAAACCAUCAAGUCAAGCAGACCUGGAGUGAAGUGCUUCAAGUCCUGAAAGAAAACAAACUUCCAACCCAGAUUGAUGUAACCUGCUAAACUAUCUUUCAAAGUUAAUGGAGAAAUAAGAUACUUUCAUGACAAAGAACAGCUGAAGGAAUUCAUGACCACCAAACCAACCCACAGAGAGUGCUGAAGGAUAUUCUAGAGAGAGAGAGAAAAGAUGAUCAUGGUUCCAGGAACAGUAGCAGAGAGGGUUCACCAAGCAGUGCAGGCAAUUGAAUGGAGGGGGAAAAUGGGGAACCAGCGGCAGGAGGAUAGCAUGGUACAGAUUAGCUAGUGCUUAUUGGCCAUAAAUAUUAAUGUAGAUAGCCUCAACCCAGCAAUAAAAAGCAGAGUAGAUCAGGAGACAGUAUCCAUCAAUAUGCUAUAUACAAGAAAUACAUUUGACUUGAAAGAAUUCAUGGACUGAAGAUCAGAGGAGACAAUAUUCCACAUGCCAGGGACCCAGAAAAAAGCAGGAGUAGCUUGCCCAUCAACCACAGAAUGGGUAGGAAAGAUACGGUAUUUUUAUAAAAUGGAAAGAAGCUAUAAAGAAGAAUAACCUUGAGGCUCUCAUAGGUUAAUGGAUGCAACUUGAGAUCAUGCUCAUGAGUGAAAUGGUUUGGAUUCACCUGGGUAAACAUCAUGUUGCCUCCCUAGUAUAAAAAACUGAAAGAGUGUGGGAUUCAAAAUGUAUAAUAGAUACUGUGAAAGUGAAAGGGGAAGAAAUGUCUAAAAAGAGAAGACAAGGGCAAGGGAUUUAGCUUAGUGACAUAAGCACCUGCCUGGCAAGCACAAGGUUAUGAGUUUGAUUCCUGAUACAAAAAAUUAAUUUAAAAAAGAAAAGAGAAAGAAGUAACCAUCAUGAAUCUAGUAUCAUGUUUUGAAACCCUGUAUUGUUUUCAUUGUUCUGUUUAGUUUGCUUUUAUUCUGUUUCGUUUGAUUUUAUUAUAUUUGAUGCCAUGGACAGCUAUUUCAGUGAUAACAAAACAUAUUAUGGUAGCCAUUAUUGAUUUCCUAUUAUUUCAAAGAUCUGUGCUGCUUUCAUUGUUUUGUUUUGAUUUUAUUCUAUUUUGUUUUGUUUGGUUGUAUUAUUUUGAUGCUAUAGACUGCUCCUUUGAAGAUAACAAAGAGACAUUAUGGUAGCCACUGUUGUUUUCCUGUAGUCUUGUUUUGAAGUCCUGCGUUGCUUUUAUUUUGUUUUGUUUUGAUUGGUUUUAUUCUGUUUUGUUUUGUUUUAUUUUAUUAUGCCUGAUGGCAUGGGCAGUUAUUUUGAAGAUAACAAGAGGUAAUAUGGUAGCCAUUAUUGAUUGCUUUUUAUGUUGUUGUAAACUCCUGUACCAUGUUUGUUAUUUUAUUUUCAUUGACUCUAUUCUGUUUUAUUUCAUUUGGUUUUAUUCUCUUCAAAAUAAAAAUUUAAAAAAAAAAAAAAAAGAUGUUAGCCAGAACAAGGGCCAAAUCUUGGGAAGUCCACAUAGCUCCCAGUCAGGCAGUCAGAUGGUUGCUAGACCAGAGAUGAAAGCAUUUUUAUAAUAAAAAUUUGGGAAUGCAGGUAUUAGUUGUUUCCAUUCAUCCCAUAUUGGCUAUAGGUAAGAGGAACAGAACUAUGAAGCAGAGUCAGCAAGUAAUCCAUAGGGAAAUACCUGCUGUUCUGGAUUGGGUGGGAUGGAAUAGGAUUUCAUGAAUCUGAGAUGUCAGGAUGUGCUUUGAAUCAAAGUUGUAACAUAUAUCCAAGAAUAUGAAAUGGUCUUUUAUACUUACCCCUGGCUUGUUCACAAUUAACCUCCUCUCAUCUUGCCUGACUCUUACUCUUAAUUAAAUUUAGGACAUUUCAGAACUUUUUCAAUAUGAUGGUAACUUUUUAAAAUUUUAAAAUGGCCUUAAUUUCCUGGAAUAAACUUCAUGUGGUUGUGACAUGUUGCCAUUUUAAAUACUGAUGGAUUCAAUUUGUUAAUACAGCAAUGCCUUGGUUCACAAAUGCUUCUGUUUGCAAACAAUUUACUUCACAAACAAAAACCUUUAGCAAAAUUUUGCUUCUGUUUGAAAGCUCCACUUUGGCUUACAAACACAACCACAGCCAUCUUCCCCACACCAACAUAAAUGUAGCUAUCUUCCCCAAAAUCAUAUAAUAAAUUAAGUUCAUAAAUCAAGAUGCCACUGAAUUUAGUUAAGAAUUUUUACAUAUUCAUGAUGGAUAUUGAUCUAUUACUUUCUUGUUGUUAUAGUUUGGAUCCUGAAUGUCCCCAAAGGCCACUUGUUAAGGUUUGGCUCCCAGUCUGUGGUAUUAAGAGGUGGAGACUAGAGGAAGAAGGUCAGGUCACUGGGGACGUGCCCUUCAGUAGGACCUCAGCCCAUCCCCCUCUCUCUUUACUUCCUAACUACCAUGAAGUAAGCAGCUCCUCAGUCAUGUGCUUUGUCCCUGCCAUGAUGUACUGUGUCACCACAGCCCCAAACAGGGAACCAACCAUGGAAUGAAACCCAGGAAACUCAGCCAAACUGAGCCAAAGCAAACCUUUCCUCAUGUUAAAUUGAUGAUCUUAGGCAUUUUCUCACAGUGGCAGCUGCCUGACACACCUGUCUUGUCUUCUAUUCCUAAGAAGACCUCAUAGAAGGUGGGAAAGCAUCCCCUCCUAUAUGUUCUGAAAGGUUUUAAAUACAUUUUAUUUUUUCCAUAAAUAUUUUAUAGAAUUUUCUAGUAACACCAUUAGGACCUGAAGUUUUCUUUGUGGGGAAGCUUUGCAUUACAAAACUUACCAUUUGAUACUACUGUAGUAAGAGUUCCAGCAGGGUGCAGUCACACGGACCUGUAAUGCCAGCUACUCAAGACACUGAAGUAGGAAGAUCACAAACUCAAAGUGAGCCUGAAAUAGUGAGUGAGCUCCUUUCUUAAAAUUUAAAAAAAAGGUUUUGUUUGCUUUUUUUUUCUGAGAAUUCAACCCAGGGCCUCCUCCUUGCUAGUCAAGCACUCUACCAUGAGCUACAUCCCUAUCCUAAAAUUAAAAUGGUUUUCUACUUUGACUGGUGUCAGUCUUGGUAAAUGGUAUUUCCUAAAUUAUAUUUUUUUAUUUAAUCCAAUUUGACACAAAUUUGGACAUAAUAUCCCCACAUUAUCUUUUUGAUAAUUCCUGGUGAAUCUGUAAUGAUACCCUUUCUUUCCCCCCCCAUUAUGGUGUCUAAACCUGUUUUGCCUCUCUUUGUUUCUCGAUCAUUGCUUCUUUCUCAGUCACCUUUAGCCUCUAUCUCUGUCUCUGUCUCUUGUUGCCCUGUGUACCCCCCCCACCAUCAUUUCUAUUACUUUUGCCAGGAGUUAAUCUAAGAAUCAAUUUUUCCUCUACUGUUUUUUUCUCUUAUUUAUUUCUAUUAUUAGCCUUAUUUCUAUUUUCUCCUUUGAUUUGUUUUUUCUACUUUGUUAAAAUAGAAAUUUAGGUUCAUUAGGCCAGGAAUAUAACUCAGAAGCACAGCACCUGCCUGGCAAGUGUGAGAUUCUGAGUUCAAUUCCCAAUACCAAAAAACAAUAAUAAUAAUGAAAUAAAAAAAGAUUUAAAAAUAAGUGUACUUUAAAUCCUUUCCCACAAAUAUGAUCAUUUAAAGCCAUGUACAGUAUUUUUCCUAACUGAAGGAGAUGAAACUUUCUUCAUACUCUCAGAGUGCAGCACAUUCUGACCAGAUGGAUGGGAACCUCCUCACACAUCAAGUCACUUCCCAGCAGACACCAACUGGGUAUUUUAUAACUCACUUCAAGUCUGACAAUAUUGUGAAAACAAAAGAAAAACUAAAAUGAAGGCAGCUUUUAAAGAGACUGAGACCAUGGAGCACAGAACUCUCCAUUCAGCUGUAGCCUGGAAUAUGAGAAGUGCUUCCUCUGCCCUAGGACUGCAGGCAUGGAGAGCAGCAGGACAACCAACUACAUUGUGUCUAAUGGUUCACAGACUGUACUAAGAAAUAACUAGUCUCUUGCUGUGGCCAUUUCCACUCUGUCAGUACAUUCUUUGCCCUGUCUUCUGAUGGCAGGCACUGUGCCUGCCUUUCCAAUCUUCAACAGCCUGCAUAAACUUCCCUAUUUCUCGUCUUCCUCACAGGAUAGAUUCAGAGACCUGCACCUGUGUUUCCUGAAAGUUCUAUGUAUACCAGCAGUUUCUGAGUUUAGAUUGAUCAACAUUACUUACCCAAGACUAGGCUGUGACCCUUCAGAUUGGUAGCUCAGUCUCAUAAGACUGUUCCCACCUCCGGCUCCAAGUGCAGCCCUGCAGUGUGACCUGAGUUUUUCUGCGUGCUACAAAUAACCUCCCUCCUUGGAAUCAGUGAUUUGCUAGCAUGAUAACCUGGAAGAAUACUCCAUUUGCAUCUAUUGGUUCUUUAUAAAAGAUAUAAAAGAAAUAACCAGUCCAUGGUAGAGAUGGAUACAGAGAGGGUGCAGAGCUUCUGUGCCUCCUCUAGGAAAGGUGAAGUUUCUGUCACUGGCCGAGAAUUCUUAGCUCUACAUAGUUGGAAAUCAAGAUAUGGGCUCAUUCUUGAGCCUGCUGAUGACAGGCACUGCCAUCCACCUUCAUCUUUUGAGUCCUCUAAAGGGGAAAGGGUCCUGUACUGGUUUCUAAGAUGUUACAAAUCAACUGAGAGUUCUCAAGCCAUACAGAAAUCACAAAUUGGCAAAGUAUAGCCCUUCUAGAGUUAAUAGCCCUGGUUCUUUAAUGAUAGCACUAAUCACUCUUUGAAUUUUCAAUACCUUUGCUUCUUAGAGCAAGCAGCUACUAACAGGACUCUUCACAUUACUAGAACGGGCAUUUGCUGGCAAUUCUCCAUAUUAUUCUUCAUCAUCCUUUGCUACCAGCCACCUCUGAUAUCACCAGCCUUGGCUGCUGGCAGCUUUCAGCACUAUCCACCUUUGGCAUUACCAGCUCUUAGUAUACCUGUUCAAAAUGCUCUAUGUGAGAGAGAAAUCAAAAUAGGCCAAAAAAAUUUAUAUGUAUAUAUAUAUAUAUAUCUCCUGUGGAAAACGCUUUUUUUGGACUUAAUGCUGCAGCCUAAAGAAUGGUGCACAGACUAAACCUGCUAAGAGUAUGACAAAUUAUUUAUAAAGGAAAAAAGACAGGCUCUUAUAUGCACAAUGUCAGACUUUCUAUUUGGUCCUGAAUAGGCCCCAGACCCCCUGAAAGACCUAAGGGUGACUGCAAAGAGACAGAAUCAUAUGAAGUAGGUCUGUGCCAGAAGCUUGCUACAGCCAAAGCAGAGGCAUUGGAGACAACCUGCAAAGAAAAAUAAAAGUACAUCUAAGGGAGCAUGAGGCCUUGCUCUCCAGUCUCAUUUUCAUAUCUGAAUAUGAGGCUGUGGACCUUCCAUGUCCUCUCUGGGAUGUCUUCCCCCAGCGCUGUAAUUACUAUAGCUUUUGUGGAGGGUGAAUUCUAGCUCUUCCCUGAGGCCAGGGUGCAGGACUUAAAGCUCCAGCCCUCCAAACUGCUGGUCUUUUCCACAAGGACUCUCCUCAGGCCAUCUAGGAACUCCAUCAUAAGUCAUCUUAGCACAGGUUCAGGUGUGAUCAGAGGGCUUGAAAUAAAAGACAGUCCCAACACUAAGGAAAUUCUAAGGAUUCUACAAGAUAGAUCAAAGAAACUACACAAGACCAAAUAUCUUUCAAAAUAUACCAUCAUAUACAUAUUUCUCCACACUUUUAUGGACUUUAUGUAUUGCAUUUUUAGUAUGCAUUUUGAUGUAUUGCCUUACUACUUUUAUGGCAGAAUUUGAUCUGUCUUGAUGAAUAGUCCAUAUGCAGUUGGAAAAACAUAGAUUUAAUAGUUGCUUGGUAUAGUGUCUUAUACCUGUCAAUGAAGCCAAAAUAGUCGGUGUCAUGAGGUUUUUCUAUAUUCUUACUGUUGUGGGGUUUUUUACUGCUUAUUCUAUCACUACUGAAAGAUGGUUUCCAAGACUUCCUAUAAUUGUGAAUUUCUGCACUUGCUUCUUAAACAAGUUUUGACUUCAAGUAAUUUAAAAAUCUAUUAACAUACUGAUAUUUGUCAUAUCUCCCUGGUAUAUUAACUUUCUAUGUCUAUGAAAUAUUCUUCUGUGUCUCUGGUAGUAUUGCUAACUUAGAAUUUUGUCAGAUAUUAAUAGUCAUUCUAGUCUUAUGCUAAGUGCUUAUAUGAUGUAUUUUUACUCAAUUUCAUUCUAUACUAUAAAUUUAUGGUUCUUUGUAUUUUUUUUACUUGGGUUCUAUUUUUGCCAGUCUGAGCAUGCUUGCCUUUUAAAUUAUUUAAUCUCUUUAUAUUUAAUAUACUUAUUCAUUUGAAUGGAUUUAGGGCUGCCAUCUUUCUGCUUGCUUUUUUUUUUUUUUUUUUCUGGUCUUUUUCCUUUUUAUUGGUACCAGGGAUCGAACUCACGACUGCCUGCUUCCAAGGCAGGCGCUUAUGCCGCUGAGCUAAAUCCCCAGCCCCUUGUUUCAUUUUUUGACACUGUCCUUCCCAUUUCUCCUUUUUGCCUUCUUUGGAUUACCUUACAAGUUAUUCACUAUUCCAUUUUAUCUUUGCCAUUGUCUUUUUAAAUAGAUUUUAUUUUAGAGCAAUUUUAGGUAAACAAAAAUUUUUUAAAUAUAGUUGUCAUACACCCAACUGUACCCCUUUUACAGUUUCUUCUGUUACUAACCUUCCAAUUAGAAUGGUGACCUGUUGCAAUUAGUUAUAAUUUACACAAAUAUUCAGUGUAAUGUAUGUUCUAUAGAUUUAUGUUUAAUGGCAUGUGUCUACCUUUGCAGUAUCAUAUGGAAUAGUUUCACUGCCUUAAACCCUUUCUGUGUUCCUUCUGUUCAUCCAUCCCUCCUUUGAACUCCUGGUAACCACUGAUCAUUACUGUCUUCAUUAUUUUGUCUUUUCCAGAAUGUUAUAUAGUUGGAAUCAUAUACUAUGUAGCCUAUCAAAACCCCUGUGAAGGAUUUGAUUUGCACAAAGAUUCAAAAUAAAGACAAGGGGCUGGGGAUUUAGCUCAGCAGCAUAAGUGCCUGCCUUGCAAGCAGGCAGUCGUGAGUUCGAUUCCUGGUACCGAUAAAAAUGAAAAAGACAAAAAAAAAAAAAAAAAUAAAGACAAAGAAAGUUCUGCAGAUGAGGAGCUGUGUGAGAUGGCCAGUGUUCUCUGUGGAACGAAAAAGGCCACAAGUCCAAAAGCUCAUAGCUUUUAUUGGUAUCAAUCAAGGAGGUGAGUGGUGGUCACUGCAGAGUGCCAGGGAAGAGAAACUUCACAGGCUUCAGCAGUAAGGACAAACACAGCACUUUUGUACCAGGCACAGAGGUUCUCCAAUUGGCAGUGCAACAGAUAGCUUGAUUUAUGCAAGGCUGGUACCUUUAAUGCCAGGAAGGUAUAAUCUUUUGUGAAUCCUGUGGCCUCAGCUGAGAUGUUACCUCUUGUCUUAGCCUUGGAAUCUCACAGGCUCUUGCUCAAGCCUCCAUUAGAGCCAUAAGCAUAGGAGCAAUUCUCACCUGCGUGUUGCCGUUUUCCUAUUGAUGAGACUCGCCAAGCCUUGGUCAGACUUAGUAAUAGUCUUUUGUCCAAUUAAGGGAACAUCUGUUUAGCCAUCUUGCAUAUCUCAGUUAACAGAGUUGAAGGAGAGGUCAGGGAAAGAUGGGGAAAAGGGGCUUCAUUUUUCAGGGGAGUGCAACUUGGUGAUCUUCCACAGUGGCCUUUAUAUAUUGUUUUUUUUUACUUAGCAAUAUGCCUUUUAGGUUCAUCCAUGUGUUUUCAUGGCUUGAUAGUUCAUUUGUUUUUAGUGCUGAUAACAUUCUGUUGUCUGGAUUUAACAGUUUAUUUACCCAUUCACCUGCUGAAAAAUGUAAUGAGUUGCUUCCAUGUUUUAGCAAUUGUGAAUAAAGUCACUAUAAACAUCUUUGCUCAAGUUUUUGUCUAGAUGCAAGUUUUCAACCCCUUUGUAUAAAUAACAAGCAGCAUGAUUUCUGGUUCAUACCUCAAGACUGCUGCUUUUUAUUUUUUUAUUUGUUUUUCAUUUUAGUACCAGGGAUCAAACUCACAAGCUCGCAUUUGCCAAGCAGGCACUUGUGCCACUGAGCUAAAUCCUCAGCCCAGGACUGCUGUUUUUAUUAAAAAAUUGCCAACUUUCUUCCAGGGUGGCUGUACCAUUUUGCAUUUUCACCAACAAUGAAUGAUAGUUUCCAUUGUUCUAUAUUUGUGUUAGUAUUUGCUGUUGUCAGUAUUUUGGACUUUAACUAUUCUAAUAAAUGUGCAAUGGUGCCAUAUUGUCAUUUUAAUUUGCCAUUUCCUAAUGACAUGAUUUUGAGCAUUUUUUUACAUGUUCAUUUGCUAAUCAUAUAUCAUCUUUUAGAGGAUGCCUGUUGACUCAUUUUUAAUUGGAUUAUUGUUGAAUUUUCACAGCUCAUUGUAUAUUUUCGAAACCACAGCCCCUUAUCAAGUAUUUGAUUUGCAGGUCCUAUCCUGUGUGUAACAGACUUUGCAGAACAAAGAUUUUAAUUUUAGUGAAGUUCAACUUAAUAGUUCUUUUCUUUAUGUAUCCUGCUUUUGAUUUCCUCAUCCAACCUGAGGCCACCUAUUUUUUCCUGUUACUUCAUAGUAAUUUUAUAAUUUUUAGUUUCAUACUUAAGUAUAUGACCCAUUUUGAGUUGGUUUUUGUACAAAGUAUGAGGUCUAUGUCUAGACUUUUGUGUGUGUGUUGGUUCCAGUUCUUCAGUAGCAUUUGUUGAAAAGUGAUCCUUUCUCUAUUGAUUUGCUUUACUCUCUGUCAAAGGUUGGUUCACUGCAGCAUAGUUUCUGUUUGGAAUAUUCCACAAAGAUGCACAUGUCAAAGGCUUGUUCCUCAGCUUGAAACUAUUGGAAAGUAUUGGAAACUUGGGGGACUAGAGGAUCUUUCAGCCAUUGGGAAUACACAUUUGAAGGGGAUUAUGGGGCCUUGGGCUCUUCCUCCUUACUUCCUGUUCAUGAGGAGUGGUUUUGCUCCACCACAUAUUCCUGCCACUUGCCACCACAGAGCAUCUAUGAGGACGACUAGUCAUGACUGAAACCUCCAAAACAGCCAAAUUAAACCUUUUUUCUCUAUAAAUUGACUGUCUCGGGUAUUUGUUACAAUAACAAAACUGACUGUCUCACUCUUGAGAUCACAAGCAUGUAUUGCCACAUUCUCCUGUCCACUUUAGAAUUAGGUUGGUUUGUUGUUGAGUUUUAGGAAUUCUCUGUCCAUUUUAUGUAUGAAUUCCUUUACAGAUGUGUGACUUAGAAAUAUUUUCUCGCCAUCUGUAGAAUUUUAUUUUUUUUAACAAUUAUAGGUUUUAAAAUUUUUUAUUAGUUCAUGUUUGUGGUACAUAGUUAUUAUGUUUAUUGUAAGGAGAAAGGAAAGGUACAUAACACCACUCAGUUCUUUUUAUUCCCCUUCUCCUCUCCACCCACCUUCAUCUCAAAGUCUCCUCAUUUAUAAAAAAGCUAUCUUCUUCUAUUGUCUGUCUUUACUUUUGCUCUUUAAAUUAUUUAUACGUUGGGUUUUCCAUAUAAGAAAAGUUACACAAUACUUAAGCUUAAGUGCCUGAUUUGUUUCAGUUAAUGUUAUGGUCUCAAGACACAUCCAUUUUACUUCAAAUGACUCAAAUUUAUUGAGAGAGAGAGAAAGAAAGGACAGAGAUACAGAGAGAGAGACAGAGAGACACAGGAAUAGAGAUUUUGGUUUUAGUAGUGUGGCCAUUUUGAAAAUAUUAGUUCUACCUUUCUAAGGAACUAGAGGUAUCUUUCCAUUUUCUGAUGUCUCCCUAGAUUUCCUUUUCAGUGUAGUAUAAUUUUUGUUAUGCAUGUCUUUUACUUCCUUGGUUAGGUUACUUUCUAAGUAUUUAAUUUUUCUUGAUGCUAUUGUGAAUAGUAUUGUUUUCCUAAUUCCUUGCUUGCUAGGUUAAUUGGUGUAUAAGAAUGCAAUUGAUUUUCGUUUGUAGAUUUUUAUAUCUUGCUAAUUGCUGGAUUUAUUAGUUCUAGGUGUUUUUGGUAAAAUUUUUUGAAUAUAAAUAGUGAUAAUCUUACUUCUUGCUUUCCUUUACAUAUUCCUUUUAUUUCUUUCUCUUGCCUGAUUGCUCUGUACUAUCUUGAAUACUAUAUUGAACAGAAAUGAUGAUAGUGAACAAUCUUAUCUUGUUGUUGAUUUUAAAGGGAAAAUUUUUUGCUCUUCCCCAUUUAAUUGGAUGUUGGCAGUGGGUUUGUCAUAAAUGGCUUUUAUCAGAUUGAAAUAAACCUAUUUUCUUCAGGGUUUUUAUCAUGAAUGGAUAUUGGAUUUUGUCAAAGACUUUUUCUGUAUCUGUUGAGAUGACCAUGAAAUUGUUAUCUGUUUAUGUGAUGUAUUGCAUGUAUGGGUUUGUAUAUAUCAAACUAUCCUUGCAUUCCUUGGAUGAAGCGUACUUGAUCAUGAUGUAUGAUCUUUCUCAUGAUUUGCUACAUUCUGUUUGCCAGUAUUUUAUUAAGGAUUAUUGUGUCUGUGUUCAUUAAAGAAAUUGGCCUAUAGUUUCCUUUUUUCUUUGGGUCCUUGUCUGAUGUUGGAAUUAGUGUAAUGCUAAUUCCAGGAAUGAGUUUGUACAUACUCCUUCCCUUUCACUUUCAUUAUACAAUAAGGAAUAUUAACACUGGAUUUUUCCCUGAAGUUUUUAUAGAGUUUAACAGUUUGUCCAUAAGGUCCUGGACUUUUCUUGUUCUUAGUUGAUAGAUUUACUGUUACUGCCUAAAUUUCAUUACCUGUUAUUGAACAAGUUUUUACACCUUUUUUGGUUCAGCUUUGGUAAUUUAUAUAUGUCUAAGAAUCUGCACAUUUAUUCUAGGUUCCUCCAUUUGUUGGAUCACAAGAUUUAAUACUAUUUACUAAUAAUCUUCUGGAUUUCAACAGUGUUCAUUUUGUUUUUGCCUUUUUCAUUGAUACGGGUCUUUCCUUCUGCUAAGAUUGACUAAGGGUUUAUCUAUUUUGUUUAUUCUUUCAAAAGUGAGCUCUUCAACUCCUUAAUUCUUUGUAUUUCAUCUCAGUGUCAUUAAUUUUCUGCUCUGAUCUUUAUGACUUUCUUUUUUUGUUCUUUAUGACUUUCUUAUGACUUUGUUUUAUUGUAUUUCUUUUUUUUUCUUUUGUGGGUUUUUGUUUGUUUUUGAUCUUGUGGGUUUGUUUGUUUUUGUUUUGCACCAGGAGUCAAACUCAGGACCUUGUGCUUGCCAGGGAGGCACUUGUGUCUCUGAGCUAUAUCCCUGACCCCACACUACUAGUUUUGGAUUUAGAUGUUCUUGUUUUUCUAGGACCUGAGGUCUCAUUAUCUGUUUGGUCUUACUUUAUUUUUCUAAUAUAAGCAUUCAUAUAAACUUCUCUCUUAGGACUGUUCUCAUUAUGUCACAUAAGGUCCAAUAUGUAUACUGACAUUAUCAUUUGAUUCCAGGGAUUAUUUAAUUUCUUCCUUCAAUAGUUAGGAGCGUAGCUGGGGAUUUAGCUCAGUGGCAUAAGUACCUGCCUGGCAAGUGCAAGGCUGUGGCUUCAAUCCCUGGUACAAACAAAACAAAACAAGACUGAGGACUUAGCUCAGUAGUAGAGCAUUUAUACAGCAAAUGUGAAGUUCUCGGUUGAGUCUCCAGUCUCCACUACAACAAAACAAAACACUUGCCCAAAUAGUCAGGAGCAUGUUAUUUAAUCUUUAUAUGUUUACAAAAAUUUCUCUGGUUUCUUUUGCUUUUGAUUUCUUUUUUUCAGAUAGUAUACAGGUGAUAAUUUUGAAUCUUUUGUGUUUGUUUAAGCAAACUUUAUAGACUUAUAUAUGGUCUAUUUUGGGGGAAAAUUUCUUGUGCUGCUGAGAAGACUGUAUUCUAUUGGGCGGGGUGGAACAUGCUAUAGAUAUCUGUUAAGUCUGUUAUUUGAUGAUGUGGUCAAACUCUGAUAUUUCUUGUUGAUUUUUUUGUCUAGUUGAUCUAUUUGUGAAGUGGGAUAUUGAGAUCUCCCACUCUGAUUGUGUUGAUAUGUAUUUGAUUUUUUUAUGUCCAAUGGUGUUUGAUUUAUGAAGUCAGAUAUGCCAGUUUUAUAUAUUUAUAUAUAUAUAUAUAUAUAUAUAUAUAAAAUUAUUUGCCUGUUGAUUACUUUUUUUCUGUUUUUUGUUCAUUUUUGUUUGUUUUUGUUUAGCUGCUUACUCUGUUUGAUUUAUUCAUUCUGUCAGACUUUUGGUGUCAUUGGCUUCAUUAUCUUAUAGACUUGAGAGUUUUUUGGAGUGCUGUUUGGUGGUCAUGAAUUUCUUAAGGUGUUCUUCAUCAUAGGAGGUCCUUAUUUCUCCAUCAAUUUUGAAAUAUAAUUUAACAGGUUAUAUUAGUCUGGAUUGAAGUCAUGUUCUUUUAGGGCUUAAAACACUUCACACUCUCCUAGUCUUUUAAAGUUUGUGUUUAGAAGUCUUCUGUAAUCCAAAUGCUUCACUUUUAUAAGUGAUUUUUUGCUUUUCUUGGAGAGCUUUUAACCUUUGUCCUUACGUUGGAUCUUUGUAAUUCUGACUAUCAUAUGUUACCAGGAGUUUCUUCUCUCGUUGUAAUGAUUUGGGGUUCUUUAUGCCUUGCUUACCUGUAUGUUCAGUUCAUUCCCUACAGUUGGAAAAUUUUCUGCUACUACUUCUAUAGACAUUUUUAUUCUAAGCAUACUAUCCUCUGAUGUCUCCCUAAUUCCAGUUAAUCUUAGAUUAAUCUUUCUCAUAUAUCUUACUGUUUUAAGAUGUCUCUGAGUAUAUCAUCUUGUGCAUAAUUGUCUUCCAGAUCCAACGCUGUUUCCUCACAUUGGUUGCUUCUACUGUUCACAUAUUGAAUGAAAUCCUUUAUCUGUGGAAUUUCUGCUUGACACCUUUUCAUGGACUGUUUUUUUUUUUUUUUUUUGUAGAUUUGUCAUUAAUAUUUUAAAUGACUUCUGCUUUUCUAAUGUUUCAUGUGCCUCUUCUUUAAACACAUUGGUCAGUUUGUUUAUAAAUUUCACUACCCAUUUUGUUAUAUCAUCUUUCAGCUUGCUAAAUUUCUUUGCUCUCUGUUGAUCAUUUUGUGCAAUUCAGCCAUUUGAUGCUUGAGUUCUUCUCCAUUAGUGCCCAUUAGAUCUACUUUGGGAGAGUUGAGUGUUUCAAGAGACAUUUUGUUGCCUUGUUUUUUCAUGUUUCUGUGUGUGUCUGUGUGUGUAUGUAUGUGUGUGUGUACACCAUGCUGAGGGUUAAGGUCAAAUAGCAUGAAGGAACUUUAUUGUUGGUAUGAAGAUUUUUUAAAAUAGGUUUUGUUUUCUAGUGGUAGGAUCUUGGCUUUAUUGGUCAAGAGGCAUUGUCUGCUACUUCAACUCAUCUAGUGUAAUUGGGUUGGAUGUAGUCACUAUAUUGUACAGAGAACUUCUAUUGAUUAUAACAUUUUCAACAGAUCAAACCAUUUGACAAUCAUGAACAUUAAAUUUGUCUUGAUAAAGUGAGCUCAAGGCCACUGCAUAGCAAGACCCUGUCUCAGAAAGACAAAAUCAUCCUGAUAAUUCCAUCGUUUUUUCAAUUCCCAUUGCUGACUGUUAUACUACUAUUUGUGGUUAGUCUAGGAUGUGGAAGAUGAGGAAAGCAAAAGGAAAAGUAAAAAGAAGGGAGUAAGUCAGUACAAAGGGAGGAAGGUAAGAGAAAUGCCAAUAGGUGAAAAAUAGAUAUAAAGUGGGACUGUUGGAAUUAUUUUCAUAGCUGGAGUAAAGGGCUAAUGUUAAGGGAGUUUGAGAAAAUAUUUGUGGAGGUAGGAGGAGAGAUUUAGAGCAGUGGAAAUGUAGAGAUUGAAGGAGUCUGUGAGAUUGUCAAAACCUGUUAAUAUAUUUGUAGUUAAUUUAUGUGUGAAUCCUCUAAACACAGUUUGUUGAGGGUUACCCUGACAUGCUCUUUAAAUAGUACAAUUUACAUUAAAGCAUUGGUUAAUUCUUAUUCUCUUUUGCAAGUGCAGAAUCCACCAAAAAAAAAAAUUUACACACAUUUCAGGAAAAGAAAAACUUGUGUAAAUAUUUUAAAACUAAAUUUAUUGAAAUAUUAUGAGAUUAAUACAAGUUACCUUUGGCCUCUACAAUUAGAAGAGGUGCUCAAAAUGGUGAGCAUUAGCUUUGAGACAUUUAUUAGUAUGGAAAACUGCUGCUUGGUAACCUUGGUUAUUGAGAUUGCUACACAUACAUUUUCAAUUUCUUCUCUAAGGGCUAGCAAUGUAGUAGGUUUUCUAUGAUAUACAAUAGCCCAUACCAUCUAUUGAAAAAACAUAUUAUUUUUCUUUUUCUGAAAUGUGUAUAUAUUUUUUGACUAAUACUGUGUACAGGCACCUGUAGUAUAUAUUCCAUUUUUAAAAAAAAAAGUGGAGAGGAAAAGAGGGAAGAAAAGGCAAGAAAAUGUGGAGGAGAUGAAAAAGGAUGAGGAAAUAGUCAAAAAUAAGGAGGAGAAAGACCAAAAGAACAGAACAAAGGAAACCUUAAAAAAUAAAAUUUUCAGAAUGCUAAUACAGAAGCAAGAACCAGAAAAACAUAAUAAAAACUGGAAACCCCAGAACAAACAAGCUAAGUAACAAACAAUGAACAAACUUUUACAGCUCUGAUGUAGCAUUAACCUGGAACAUCCACACAGCUCUUUUUAUAUAGAGUCACAGUGUGACUGUGAAUAGCCAAGCAUUUCCCUCUGUGGACAUUGCACUUGCCUGGCUAGAAGCAGUGAGAACUGUCUGGAACUCUGGAUGUGCCUCCUGCCUGCAAACGAUGCUCUAGGCAUGGCCAAGUCAGGCCUCUAUCAGCAUCCCAUGAUCCAGUUCUCUCAAUGGAUUUGAGAAGAAUCAGAUGUGGUAUACUUUGCCCAAUACCUGGAUUUCUGUUGACUUCUGCCAGACCUCUCCCAGUCCCACUCUCUUCACUGUCUGGCAAAUCCUAUGGUCAUCUCUUGUCUUCCCUUCACAGGCUUCCCUUGCCUUGUAUAUUACCAGAAGACCUUUGGCCCAGGUGCUGCUUUCUGUCCCUCUGCCUAGAGUCCUCUACCUCUGUCUGAAUAGCUCCACUCUCCCAGUUUCCUACGGAACUUGAUGCAGUGCUGAAGCUUAGGAGAGGCUCACCUUUCCCAGCACAGGAUGAUGGGCAGUAGGUAAGACCUCACACUGUCUUGGGCCUUCUCAGAGUUUGGGGAGAUAGUGGUACAGUUAGAAACAAUGGAAUUGAGUGAGUCACUCCCUUGUCUCCAUUCUGAUUCCAUUGUCCUAAGAAAGUUAGAAAAUUAGCAGAAGCAUAGGAGAUUAUCUAUACUGUAAGUAAGACCACAUCUCCUAGCCCAGUGAUGACAAACCUACAUGCUACGGGGGAAUGUUUGUUACCAUUGAAAGCUAAAAGGUAAACUAAAAGGUUCACCAUCACUGUCCUAACCUGAUCUUAUGUUUACUUUUACCCAACUUCAACCUCAUUAUAGGUUCAUAGAUAUAUACUACAUCUGAUAAAUAUAAUUACGAUCAAUGAAUUCUAGGAUGAGUUUGUAUAAUAAGAACCCCCAAGAUGACUCAGCAUCCUGUCAUCAUUUUAGUCAGUCAUACCUAGAGAUCCAGGGGGAGUACCUGCUUUGCCCUGCUUUAGCAGAAGUGUCAGACCUUUAAAUUCUAAAAGCCUGAGUUAACAGGCCUUUUUUCAUUGCUGUUGCCUAGCACCUUUCUUGGUCUGUGUUAUACUUUUGUUGGCAGGACAGGCCCUAAGCACAAUUUCUGGUGAUUUUCAAUAAAUAUAACUACUUCCUACUUACUACUGGGUGUAUGAUUGGCAGUUCCUUCCUUGACCUAUACAAGAAUCUGGAUUAUUGGGGCUGAGGAUUUAGCUCAGUGGCAUAAGCACCUGCCUUGCAAGCAGGCAGUUGUGAGUUCGAUUCCCGGUACCAAUAAAAAAGAAAAAGACAAAAAUAAAAAAAAAAAGAAUCUGGAUUAUUAUUGGCCUGUUUGCCUGUAACAUGUGGCAAGCCAGUCAAGAGACUUCACUGGACAACAACCAAGAGACCUCACAAAAAACGAAGGGACUGACAACCUAGAGACCUCAGCAGCAGUGAGAAUCAGACAACCCAGCCAAAAAGAAGAGUAACUCCAUUUUUCCUCUCAUCUCCUUUUUACAAGUGACUAAGAUGCUUGUGUGGGUUAUGGGAUGGGCAGUGACUUGCCCAUGUGGAAAUGACUAGGUUGUGAGGCAAAGACUUCUGUUCCUAUAGGAGAUAGGAGGAUCCCUACCAGUCAGUUGGGCUUAUAUUCUGUUGUUGGGCCACAUAGUGUUUAGAGUCUACUUUGGAGGCUGUGACACAGACUUCAACAGGGAUGGAGCUAAAUCAAGCUGAGAAGAAAAGGGUUCCAGUAAACAAGUGUUUUAGCAUAGACUCCCAGAGCAGGGGACAAAGAGAUGUGGACCUGACCCACCUGAAUUACUGCUGUUCUCCACGAAGUACUUGGUAACAUGAUCUUAACUGAGGCAGCUGUUUGUAUAUACCGAGGGUGUUUGUUUGGGCCCUGUGGGUCUUGGGCUCAGUACAAGGGCUUCCCUUCCAUAGGUUUCAGUAUUUUUCUUUUCUGAUUCCCUUUCACUCUUGGGCUUUUGUCUGUCAUAAUGUUCAAUUAAGGAAAGUUUUGUUUAGCUCACAGUUUUUGGAGGUUUCAGUCGGUAAUCAGCUGGCUUCAAGGCAAGGUGGUGUGACACAGGGGCGACACUUAAAAGACAACAAAAAAUAGCAAAGUGAUGAGCAAAAAAGGGGAAGAACAAGCCUCUUUUCUUCCCUUAUAUUGUAAGCAGGCUACCACCUCCCCACCCCAAGGUGAGUAUAGCAGUCACAGCAUCUUGCGCCCUAGUCUUGAUGUUUACAAAGUAAGGAUCCUGGCUUCCUGCUGAGUCUCUUAAAUUUCUAAACUUCUGCACAAUGUGUCAACCAUAAUACUAUUCUAAGAGGUACAAACAGGGAAAUACAAAGAAAUGCAACCAAAGCAACUCCAAAAUGCAGCAAGGAUAAGUCCUAUAUUGUCAUGUCCAGCAUUCCUGCAAUUUGUUGCAAGUUGUGAACUCCAAAGGACUUGGGUGUCUCUGCCUCUAUGACAAUUAUGGUGGUUGUAGUUCCCAUGGCUUCUUCUUUUUUUUUUUUUUUUUUAUUUAAGGAGAAAAAGAAAAAAAAAAACAGAAAAAGGGUACAAGUUAUACAGAAUUUCAGAAAAAAUAAACAGUAGGAAAUCACUAGUUAAUAGAUUACAUAUUGUCAUCUUACUAUAGUUGUUCAAGUUACAAAAUUAAAGCAUAUAAAGUAGACAUUCAAACAAUGAGACUGCAAACAGUUCUGUUCAAUGAUGCAACAAAAACUCAGUAAUAUGGUUUUCUAUCUUAUACGCUUAAAUAUACAUGCAGUUAUAUCCUUUAAGUACUUUCUUUUCCUCUCUUUUUUACAAUGACAAUUACACAUUUUGGGUUUUAUUACUCCCACAGUUCUUACUAUUUUUUUUUGAAGAGAGUAAAACCAAAUGUGACAUAACAAAACAGAGUCAGUCAAAUCAAAAGGAUGGACAUAAUACAUAAUGUAAAAAAAUGCAAGAUGAUCAACAGUGGUUACCAUAAUGCCUCUUGCUAUCUUUAAAGAAAUUGCCUAUAUCAUCAGUUUUAAUAAAAUUGAACAAAACAGUAAAAAACAAAACCAAUAAAACCAAAACAUUGGAGACAUUACAGGACUUCAAAAGAAGAUAAUAGUCAACCAGAAUGGGCGUCAUAAUGAAACUUAUUGUCUUCACAGUUGUUGCCUAUACUGUUGAACUUGGUACUAUCAAGCAAAACAGAAUAGAGGAAAAUCAGUCAAAACAAGAUGGUGAGAUCAAUACAGGGUUUCAAAUCAAGUUAAUAGGAAGUCAAAGUGGGUUACUAUAAUAUAUCCUGAUAUUUUUAUUUUUCCCUUAAUUAAAAAGAUAAUAAAAAAGUAAAUAAUAAAAAAAGGAGAUUGAGAUAAAAGAGGGCAUAACAACAAAACAGCACAGGUCAAAACAUAACCAUUUAAGCAAAAUAGUGUUUCGCCACAAGAUAUCCCGACAUAAAAGUAGUUACCAUAGUGUCUCUUUCCUUGAAAUCUUUGAGUAUAACUUUGUAUACUGUAACAUCAAACAUAUCAAGACAAUGUAAAACCAUUCAAGAGAAUGACAGUAUUACAGGGUAUUUAGAAUCAAGUAACAGAACAUGAACAAUGGUUUCUGUAUAAUUUCCCUGUCUAUAAAAGUUUUUGUUUAUAACAUAUAAUAAAAUCCAAUAAGAUAUGACAUGUUAAGACCAAUGGAGACAGAAGAACAAAAGCUUGAUGGGACUUCAAAACAAGAUGAUAUUAAAUCAGCACUAGGUAUUAUGAUUUCUUGUUUUCUCCAAAAUAGCUGUUCCUACCAUGCAAUCUUCUCUGCCUCAUUUCUGUUGAGCUCUUUUUCUGUCAUUAGUUGUCAGUUUGUCUUCUUCAUUUUGCUUUCUGCUCCUUUCAUUGUGGCCUCUCUGACACUGUUUCUGGAACCUUGGUAUUUUUUUUUUAGAAUGUCCUGCAGUAUUCUCUGUAGAUUUUGAAUUGGUGGUUAUAAAUUCCCCUAGUUCCUCUUUAUCCUGGAAGCACCUUGUUUUUCCAUCAAUUUCUGGACAGUUGUGCAGGAUAUAUCAAUCUUGGCUGGAGGUUAUUAUCUUUCAAAGCUUGAAUUAUUUCCCCCCACGCUCUUCAUGAUUUGAUGGUUUUUGCCGAGAAGUCUGCUGUAAUUCUGAUGGGUUUCCCUUGUAAGUGAUCUGUUUCUUGUCUCUGACGGCUUUUAAUAUUCUGUUCUUAUAUUGGAUUUCUGUAAUUUUGAUUAUUAUAUGCCUGGAUGUAGCUCUGUUUGGGUUGUAGGUGGCUGGGGUCCUGUAUGCCUCAUACAUCUGAGUAUCUUUACCUUUUGCUAAAUUAGGGAAAUUCUGGAUUAUUUCUGUGAAUAGCCUUUGUAGUUCAUUUGUUUGUGUCCCUACUUCUUCUUUUACAUUCUUAAUUCUUAAAUUAUAGAUUCUCUUAUCAUCUUCUAGCCUUUGUAUUAUUGCUAUUUGUUUCCUUGUUAUUUUUAAGAAGUUUUUCCUUUCAUGCUCCCAUAUUACAAAUCUGUCCUCCAGUUCAGAUAAUCUAUCCUUAGUUUCUUUCAAGCAGUUAUGCCAGCUUUCAAUAGAGUUUUUAGUUUCCUGGUAAUCUCUUUAGUUUCCUGGUAAUCUGCUUCAUGUAUUCUGUGUUUUCUCUAUUUUCUCCAUCAAACAAUUCUCCCUUGUUUUGUUCUUCCAUUCCACCAUCUGUUUUUUCAUGGGCGGUGCUUAGCAUUUCUCUAACUAUUCUACUUAUAUCUUGCUUUACUUGGUUAAAUACUUCACUUUUGAACUCAUCUAUGAGGCUCCGGAGAUAUCACUUUAUGUCUAUUGGUGCCGUGUCUGAUAUUGCAUGUUUUAUGUCCUCAUUCUCCUUUGCAUUUCCCUUUCCUGGAUCAGUGUUCUCAGGAUUGGAGACUGAGGACCCUUUCUUGUUGCUCCCUCUUCCCAUACUUUUUGUUCCUUCCAUACAAGCGUGUACAGGAGGCCCAGUUUCUUUCUUUGUCAGUUACAGUUUGUUUGAAUCCGCCGGCUAGGUGUUCCCGCCCACUGCAGUGUACUAGGGAGACACAGACCUGGGCAGCCUAUGCUGGGCCCUGCCCCUCCAGGUCAACCUACUGAAGGCUUCACUGCUAGGGUGCACCACCAGGCACUGGGACUUGGUUUGGGCUAGCCUACUGGAUCUUAGUCCGCAGCAUCACCCAGGCCAAGUGCUCCCCACCAAUCCUGCUUGAGAGGGGAAUAUGUGACUAAAGUCACUGCAGCGUUCUGUUCUGGCUAGUCUGCCCAGUCCCAGAAUGUCCUCUGUUGGAGCCUCCUUAUCUAUGGAGGGGUCCUCAUUCCUCUCACUACCGCAGGUCGAUGCAGGGCUCCCCACCAGCCCCACUCUCAAGUCCGUUCACUGAUUCCCACUCUCAAAGCUUUCACAUCUCUGUCCCUGCCAGUCUGAUUCAGACGCAGCAGUGGCGGCAGGAAAUUCAAAUCACACAGGUUCCAGCUUAGGUGCUGAGAUUUUAUCUGUUCCGGUUAUAGCACCGGGAUUGCAUUUCCAGUUGGUUUCUCUCAGCUUAGUUCGUUCCUGGGUCACCAGGGUAUAUCUCCCCUUGCUUAGGACUCCUCACUCCUUACAAUUCAUUCCUGGAUUGUAAGCUGGCUAUCUCAGAGAGCCUCCAUAGCUGCUGUAAUAUAUCCGCCAUGUUCUCCCAGAAGUCGUCCCUCCCAUGGCUUCUUUUUGGGUUCACUCUGUUCCCUUUUGCAGGUUUCCUCAUGAUCCACAUUCCUAACUUCUCCAAACUUCUGUGGGCUCCACUGGACCUUUAGUUUCACACAGCUUCACACCCUGCCCUCUCUGAAGCACAUUGCCUAGCCUCUCAGACCUCUUUAAAAUCUGGGUGAAAGGCUUCCUGACCCCACAACUCUUGCAUUCCACCUGCAUCUAGAUCCAGCACCAUAUGAAUUAUACGAAGGUUUGCUGCCAGCUAGAGCAGUAGGCAGACUUCCAUCUCUCUUGGCUGAAUAGGUUAAGUCCUGGGAUCACUAAGCACUCUGAAUCUAAUUCUGAGAAAUUAUUUGACCACCAUUCUAGAAUACAAGGCACUGGGUCUUCUCAAAGCCUUUCAACUUUGCAAUUUUGAGACUGCAAAAUGUGGAGUCCUGCUGCUUCUUGUGAUGCCCUCAGGGCAUCUUUACCAUCCUCCUGUUCCUUCUCAGUAAUCAAGAUCUCUGGAUUACAUCCCGGAAGGUGGGCCAGCUGGAGGACAGUGAGUCCAUGCUCUGCACUUUUCCCUUAUAUCCUGGAAAGUGGACUGGCUGAGUGAGUACAUGCUCUGCACCCCUCCAUUACAUCCUAGGGGGUGGGCCAGCUGAAGGAGAGUAAGUCUUCACUCUGUGCCCCUCUACUACAUCCCAGGGGAUAGGCUGACUGGGAGGCAGUGAGUCUAUGCUCUGUGCUCCAUUGCAUCUCAGAGGGCAGGCCAGUUGGAAGAGCAUGAAUCCAUGCUCUGCACUCCUGCAUUACAUCCUGGGUGGUGGACCAGCUGGAAUACAGUUUGUGAUUGGGCCUCAUAAAAUCCUGGAGGGUAGGUCAGCUGGAAGAGUAUGUGACUAAUGGAAUCCCAAGACCCAGGGUAACUGCCUAGUGAACAGAUGCACACAUAUUUCUGGAUAUUGAAGUAAUUAUUGAGGCCAGUAACAUGGAAGCAUCUGAAACAGCAGCAGGGAGACAGCAGUUGGACUCUGGAGAACUCCACUGACAAAAGACAAGUCUCAGCCCCCACAUCCAGAGGCCACAAUCAGGUACAUACCCAACACAUCUCUGGGGUGCAACACAGAACUGUAAACACCAGAUAAGAAACUGAAAAUAGAUGCCCCCAUGAACCUGCCAGCCACUAUCAGGAACCAGUAGCCAGCACUUGUGGGGAGAACAAGGCAGGCAAGCUCCUGAACACCUGCUGGCACUGGAAGAGCCUUGGUGUAGCUAUGCAUGUCUGGAGUAGCCAGCUCUACACCCCACCACUUCCUUGGGAACCUAGGAUAGGAGAAACCCUGAUCCUUUCCUCUACACUGUGGAUGGGCAACCAACAUAGAGAGCAUCUGGGACCCCCACAACUGGCUCUUCUGGAAGAACCCAGGAAAAUGUCAAGACAAAGGAGCAAAAGACAAUCUCAGACCUCCAGCCCACACAGAAUAAGUGUAGGAGACAUAUAAACAAGAAUUGGAAGUCACACACCUGAAAUUUCUGAAAGAAUAGCAACCAAAGUCGGGGGAGGGGGACAACCUUCAUGAGGCUGUAAAAGUAACCAUAUCAUAAAUAAUAUAUCAGGUAAAACAACAUUACAAGCAUAAUGAAAGAAAUGCUGAGUAUAUCUUUAAAAAGCAUAGACUUUUUUUUUUUAAAGUCAUUGAAAAAUGAUGGAAACCUUAAAUGAACAAUACAGGAAAGAACCAGAAGACAUGAAACAUUCAAAGAGGUACUCAGGAAUUUUAAAAUUUCAUUGAAAGCUAGCAAAACUGCUUGAAAGAAAAUGAAGAUAGACUUUCAGACCUUGAAGACAAGUUUGCAACUUGUGAUCGUGAAAGGAAAGAUCUCUUGAAAAUAACAAGGAACCAGGAAAUAACAAUUCAACUGAUGCAAGAUGAUACAAAGAAAAACAAUUUAAGGAUAAUAAGUGACAGCAAAAAAGUAAGGGUCAACAAAAAUGACACAAAAAGACUGUUUACAGAAAUUAAAUAACAGAAAACUUCCUAAGCACGAGAAAAGGAACUGACAUACAGAUAAGUGAGGAAUAGAGAACUCCAACUAGCUAUAAACAAAAUAAAUCUACACCCAACAUGUAAUAAUCAGGAUCCCAGAAAUUCAGCACAAGAACAGACUUUUAAAGGGUGAUAGAGAAAAGAAACAUAUCACCUAUACAGAAAAUUCCAUCAGAAUCACAGCAGACUUCUCAACACAAACCAUCAAGUCAAGCAGACCUUGGAGUAAAGUGCUUCAAGUCCUGAAAGAAAACAAACUUCCAACCCAGAUUGAUGUAAUCUGCUAAACUAUCUUUCAAAGUUAAUGGAGAAAUAAGAUACUUUCAUGACAAAGAACAGCUGAAGGAAUUCAUGACCACCAAACCAACCCACAGAGAGUGCUGAAGGAUAUUCUAGAGAGAGAGAAAAGAUGAUCAUGGUUCCAGGAACAGUAGCAGACAGGGUUCACCAAGCAGGGCAGGCAACUGAAUGGAGGGGAAAGUGGGGAACCAACAGCAGGAGGAUAGCAUGGUACAGAUUAGCCAUUGCAUGUUGGCCAUAAAUAUUAAUGUAGAUAGCCUCAACUCAGCAAUAAAAAGCAGAGUGGAUCAGGAGACAGUAUCCAUCAGUAUGCUAUAUACAAGAAAUAAAUUUGACUUGAAAGAGAAUUCAUGGACUGAAGAUCAGAGGAGACAAGACAAUACUCCACCCAGAAAAAAGCAGGAGUAGCUUGCCCAUCAACCACAGAAUGGGUAGGAAAGAUAUGGUAUUUUUAUACAAUGGAAAGCUACUCAGCUAUAAAGAAGAAUAACCUUGAGGCUCUCAUAGGUUAAUGGGUGCAACUUGAGAUCAUGCUCAUGAGUGAAAUGGUUUGGAUUCACCUCGGUGAACAUCACAUUGCUUGCCUAGUAUAAAAAACUGAAAGAGAGUGGAAUUCAAAAUAUAUAAUAGAUAUUGUGAAAGUGAAAGGGGAAGAAAUGUCUAAGAAAGGAAAGGGGUAGCCAUUGUUGAUUUCUUAUUACCUUGUUUUGAAGUUCUGUAUCAUUUUCAUUAUUUAGUUUGCUUUUAUUCUGUUUUGUUAAAUUCUGUUAUAUCUGAUAGUAUGGGUAGUUAUUUUGAAGAUAACAAGAUAUAUUAUGGUAGCCAUUGUUGAUUUCCUUUUAUCUUUUUUUGAAGUCCUGUAUCCUUUCCAUUGUUUUGUUUUGAUUGCUUUUAUUAUGUUCUAUUUGUUUGAUUUUAUUAUGUCUGAUGGAAUGGGCAGCUAUUUGGAAGAUAACAAGAGUCAUUAUGGUAGCCAUUGUUGACUUCCUAUUACCUUGUUUUGAAGUUCUACAUCACUCGCUUGUGUUUUUUAUUGACUUUAUUUUGUUUCAUUUUGUUUGGUUUUAGUCUCUUUAAAAUAAAAUUUUAAAAAAUUAUGUUUCUCAUUUUAAAAAAAUCUCUACUCUAUCUUUGCAGCUCACAGCUUUACUGGAGUUUCCUUUCUGGCCAAACAAUGUUUUAAAUCAUUCUGCUGUACUCUUUGCUCUUGAUUCUCAACAUUGGUCUGGCUAAACCAUGCCAAGAGCAGGCAUGCCACAGCCUCAACAUUAGAGUGCCUCAGAAUUUAUUCUGCAUGAUUAAUUAGCAUGCUGCUCUUAAUCUCAAUCUUAGGAAAACUUGCCACAGAUUGUCUCACAUGCUACAUACAGUGUUAUAGACUUAAUGUUUGGCCUGCUGGAUUUUGGACUUGCUUUGGCCCCAUUCAUUUACAUCCCCAUUUGUAACUUUUGGCAUGGAAAUGUCUAUCUUGUGCCACUGAAUGCUGGAAAUAUUUAACUUUACUUUCAUUUGUAUGAGGGCUCACAGCUAGGAGUUUGCCUUAAAUCUCAGAGGAAACUUUGGAUUUGGACUGUUAGGAGUUUGGCAGUUCCUAAAGAUGAACUAAAUGCCUUUUGCAUAAGAGAAUGUAUAUAAGCCUUUAGAGGGCAAGGAUUGGUUUGUAUCUAGAUGUCCCCCAAAAACCUCAUGCUAUUGUGAAACAGGCUUCUAGAAUUUGUAAGUGAUUCUUGUUCAAUGGUGGGAUGCAUGUGAGUGCUACACCCAUCCUUGGGUGGGUAGUCUGCAUCCAAUAUAAGAGGCCAAAAUAGGUCCCCCCCCCCACUCUCUCUUGCUCUGCAUUGGAGCCAGGCAAUUAUGGACCAAAAUCUUUAUAAACUGAACUAAAUAAUCUUUUCCUUCCUUAGGUGUUGAGUAUUUCAUCCCAUCAAUGAGGAAAAAGUAGCUAAGACACUAGGUAUCCCCACUUCUAGGAGAUGAUUGGAAUAGGUUAGGAGACUACACUAAUGAAACACAAAAUUCAAUGGUUCAUAGUUUAGCCCACUAUUACAAGGUAAUUGGGUGGCCUAUAAACUCGAACCUUAAUGAUCUUGGACAUAAUUGAAUUUUUUCUAAAAAUGCCACUGAAACCUCUCUUCAGACACUAGUAAAAUCCGUAUUAAAUACAAAGAAGUCUCCUCUCAUAAAAACCAACAAUCAUAAAUAUAGAAGUGGUUACUUUCAGAUAUGGGAUGAUUACAUAUGGUUAACCCACACUAUAGGACACCUUAGUAAAAAGACUCUCUUAUAUUGGGAACAAAAAAUCACUUAUUCCCAUUGUCCUAAUCCUACUAAAUACUUGGUAUGGACACCCCUUGGGCAGUGUGUAUACACUAUAUCUUUACAGGUCAAAGACUGGUUUGCAGCAGUCUGGUUUAACCAUCCUGAAUUAGAUGUAAAACUCUCAGUGGCAUUCACUGGUCCUGUGGAACCAACUUAAGAACCUGGCUACCCUUUGAAUGGAUAGAGAGAUGCAUAGUCGAAUUUGCAUGGUUAUAAGGGAAGAGCAUCAAAAAUAUUGACAAACCUGUAAAUUUACCCCAUCUACAACACUGAUGGUUGUUGUAGUCCAGGUUUGCAAGGGAAACAAUUUAAUAAAGGACACAUAAUUUAAAAGAUUAUAGUAGUCACCCUAAAGAGUCAAAUACAAAAGAGUGCAUGAAAUCUGUACACACACUAGAGGCCCAAAAAAUCCAAUUGAGGACCUAGAUCCAAUGCAAUGUCGUACAUGAAUCCUGCUAAAAAUGUAGGGCCCAUGGCAAUGCCUGCCAUUAGUCCAACUGGAGCCCUAGAGCCCACAACAAUGUAUCAUGCAAGUCUGUUUCAUAGAUCUGUGCUGGGAAGGCCUAAAGGUCAUGGUGAAAGCUAGAAAGUCUGUGCCAGUGGGGUAAAGAAACUGCUAGCAGGCUGAGGGAUCUGCACUUGUACCAGGAAGCAAUGCUCCAAGUAAGGACCAGAGCUCUCCUAAAAAGUACUAUAGCCAUCCUCAGCGACAGCAAGGUCUUGAGCUCCUACAAUGAUGAGAAUAGCCAAAUUCACAUCAGGAAAUCCAGAACGACAAGCUUCUCCAGGAGAACCAACACUACCUACUUCUUCCUCUCCAGUUCUCCCUUAUAUAUAGUUGGCAACAGUCCUCAGGUGGGUCCUCCAUAUUCACCACCAUGCUGAUUCACUUCAACUAGGUGUUACAAGUUAACCACCUUUGUCAAUCCACCACAGUGGUCUAGAAAUAAGUUUCACUGGUAUGAUCAUUUGGCUUCUAUCUUUGUUCCUUUGCUAGGAUUAGAGAUUGUCAUGCAACACAUUUCAGGCCUUGUGUAACUAUACUCAGUGGGCCUUAAGUGACACAUCUACUGGUCUCUACUAAAUGAAGAAGUAAAAUUAAUGAGACAAACUGUCCUCCAAAAUCAGAUGGCAUUAGACAUUAUAACAGCAACACAAGGGAGUACAACUGUGCAAUUAUAAAAGCUGAAUGUUGUGUGUACAUUCCUGAUACUUCUUCUAAUAUCUCAAUGGCUACUCCAGCUAUUAAAUGGCAGGCUAAUCCCAUAUCAGAUUCUGAAAUUCCCUGGACCUUCUCUUAUCUUCUUUGUGGGAGGCUAUUACUGGCUCUUCCUAGUAGAAAUUUGUGUUGGUUGUAUUCAUUAUAGUCUUGUUGACCUUAUUAUUUGGCCCAUCCAUAGUUGGUGGGAACCCCUGCAGUAUUCUCUAAUCUCCUGAAAGAUGUUAUGGGCAUGAGGUGAAAGGAAGACCAAGAAACAAAAUAGCAAAAUAGCAGGGAUCUAGGAUGACCAGUUGCUCAUGGGGAACAAAAGGCCACGAGCAGCCAGAACCUCAGCAUUUAUCAGUUACAUGUACAUAGAGGAAAAUCAUAAGGAAUUUAUCAGAUGGCUUAGGGGGUGGUAGUAGUUUUAUGCUAAGGAAGAUCUUUAUGUUGAUGAGGACAGUGAGGAGAGAUGGUAGGUUAAUAAAGAGUUUGUCCUUUUUCCAAGGUGAAACCCUUUUCUUAUUACCUCUUGGUUCUCAAGGAACCAGGAUGUCUUUGGCUGAUGCAGUCUUGCUGUGGAGCAUCACAGCAUCACAGGACUGUGGGAAGCCCUGUAAUUGGCUGCCACCUUAUAUCUGCAGGCUGCACCACCUUAACUACCUCUAGGAGUUAAGUUUGGUAGUUAAGCAGCACCUUGCCUACCUAGCUUGUUUGGUCUAUUCAGGGAUUAUGUUAAUCAGUCUGCUUUAGGAGCCUGCACAUGGGAAAUUUGAAUUGACCUAUAACUCUUGGUCUUGCCACUGUUGCUAAGUUACCUGCUGGCAUCUCAGAACCCAAAUCCCUCCUCCCCAAUACCCUAUAUAUUUGAUACUCCUUCCUUGAAUAAACGAGACUUGAUUGGA